AUGCAAAAUACGAACUCAGAAAACAAAUCUACAGUAAGUACCAAAUGGUCGUUAAUGUUGAAAAAUCUGUCAUGGACAGAUAGAAUAUUACCUUUUACCAUUAUAUUAUCUAUCAUUAUUGGUGUUGUUGUUUCUGAAUAUUCGAAGGAAGCCAGAAAAUAUUUCGAUGCUUCUAUGAGUGUUACAUUUGUAGGUGUAUCCGUUCCAUUAGUGAUUGGUAUGAUAGUUAUGAUGCUUCCUCCAUUAUGUCGCGUGGAAUGGGAAAUGUUAUGGUCCUAUGUUAGAAAGCCAGAGAUUAAAAGACCAAUAAUCUAUUCAUUAAUUUUAAAUUGGUUACUGUGCCCAUUUUUAAUGUUUGGUUUAGCUUGGCUUGUACUGUUUAAAGAACCAGAAUAUCGUGAAGGUGUAAUAAUGAUAGGUAUGGCAAGAUGUAUUGCCAUGGUUAUUACAUGGAAUCAAAUUGCAGGUGGAGAUAAUACAUUAUGUGUCGUAUUAGUAAUUAUUAAUUCGUUAUUACAAAUGAUUUUGUAUGCUCCAUAUCAAAUUUUCUUUUGUUAUGUAAUAACAGGAGACUCUUAUUCAAAUGUGACAGCUCUCUAUUCCGAUGUAGCAAAGUCAGUAGGAGUGUUCUUAGGUAUCCCAUUAGGCGCAGGCUUUUUAAUUAGAUUUAUUUCACUUGCUAUUUUUGGUAAAGAAGUGUUUGUCAAUAAAAUUUUGCCAUUUAUAAAUCCAUGGGGGUUUAUCGGUUUCCAUUUUACAAUCAUUGUAAUAUUUUUAGGUAAUGGUCAUAAUUUUUUGGAACACAUAGGAACCGCCUUUUUGUGUUUUGUCCCACUUGCACUUUAUUUUUUGAUUGCUUGGUUUGGAACUUUUUUCUUGAUGAGAUUUCUUACCAGAUCAAGGAAAUCAUUCACUAGCUUUGGUUUAGAAAAUGGCGAGACGUGUGAUUGCGAAACAGAAAAAUUAUUACAGAAUGACAUUUAUGGUAAAAAUACUUGCGAUGCAAAUUAUGCAAUAACCAUGACUCAAUGUUUUACCACAGCUUCGAACAAUUUUGAAUUAUCCUUAGCUGUUGCAGUUUCCCUGUAUGGUAAUGGUAGCAAACAAGCCAUUGCUGCAACAUUUGGUCCUUUAUUAGAGGUUCCAAUACUUUUAUGCUUAGCAAUCCUUUCGAGAUAUUUCGAACAUAAAUUCAUUUGGUCACCUAAUGCUGAAAAAGUUUCAGAGUGA
This is a messenger RNA of Maudiozyma saulgeensis, 1230 nucleotides long. The record is from the annotation of a GenBank genome assembly. NCBI's taxonomy places the organism in Eukaryota, Fungi, Ascomycota, Saccharomycetes, Saccharomycetales, Saccharomycetaceae.